CCUAAUACCUGAAUAUUUAUGAGAACUAUUUUUCUUCAUUUAGUUAUAUAUUAUAAAAUUGUACUGCGAUUGGAAUAAUCUUUAUGACCAGCAUUGAGCAUUCUCUAGAAUAGACGAUUCUGACUACUGACAAGUAUGUUAAUAAUUGUUACAAUCCAACAUUUGUUUUGAAAAUUAUGAAAUUAUUUUGACUUAUUUAAAACAAAUUUAAUUUUUGUAUUCAUUGGUAAUUUUUUUUUCUAGUAAUGUCUCAAAAUCUAUCUAAUAGUGUUGGUAAUAUUGAACCCCAAAAUGAAUUAUCUGAGCUAUUAGAUGAUGCGCUCAAAGAUUUUGAUGAUUCUGGUGAGACGACAGAGCAGUCAACAAUACCUGAAGUUCAUACUUUCAGUCCAGAUAAUGACUUUUUAAAAGAAAGUUUUGAAGAUACAUUGAAAUCAUUUAUGAAUAGUGAACAAGCGGAACUAGCAGCUAACCUUCAACAAAUAAUUUUAGAUGAGGGAGAUUCUGAAUUGCAUUCAGUUAUUCAAGAAUCAUUGAAAAACUUAACAGAAGCUAAACUUAAUUUACCCGAGGGAGAUGAUAUGGUCUCAAUGUUUGCCAAUAUGGGUUUGCAUGAUGAUAUUAACUUAGAUGAUGAUAUGUUUCCAAUGUUAAUGAAAUUUAUGCAACCAUUAUUGAGCAAGGAAAUAUUAUACCCAUCAAUUAAAGAUCUGUGCGAUAAAUAUCCAAAAUGGCUUGAAGACAAUGAACUGUCUUCUAAUAAAGAAGAAUUUAAUAAGUAGGUUGUUUAUUAUUAUUAGGUAUAUUAUAAUAAAUAAUAUUUAGUAUUUAAAUACUUUUUAUAUUAAAAAUUUCAGGUAUGCAAAAAUGUUUGAUAUUAUGAAAGAAGUCCGAGAUAAUUUAGAAAACCAACAAGAUACUGAUGAUGAAAUCACUAAAACAAGAAAAUUCAAAGAACUUAUGGAGUUAUUAAAAAAAAUGCAAGAUUGUGGCACACCACCAGAUGAUCUAUUAAAAGAUAUAGCUGAUAGAGGACCAAUACCAGAAAACUUUGGACAAUGUAACCUCAUGUAGCAUAUAUUUAAAAAUAUGAACUUAAAAUACCUUUUUUUUUUAUUGAGUCUUGUUUAUUUAUUUAUUAACAGUUUGAUAAAUGAAGACUGAAUAAACAUAGGGUAUUGUAUAGGUGAGAGGAUAGCAGGCAGAUUUAAAUUAUGUUACAAGUAAACUUUCAAAAUAUAAAUCAUUUUUUUAAAUUUCUGACCAUAUUAUUAUAUGGUCAUAUAUUGUAUUCUUUAUAAAAUUUAAUUUGAUUUAUGUUUGAUAAAUAAUUUAAAUUUAAAAGUAAUUUAAUUCUGACAUUUAAACUGUUAAAAUAAAUAUAAUGAUCAAGAAAAAGAAGCAAAUUUGAAAUCUGCUACAUCUAUUGUUUUUUUAAAUUCUUGAAUUGGGAAGAAUUUAAUUAUAAGUAUAUUUCAUAAUUGUGGGAGAAAUCAAAAUGUAUUAUUUUAGUGCAUUCUUGUUGUAGGAGGUACUCAUUUAUGUCUUAGACUUACAACUAUAUACACAUUAAUAAAAUAAUUAUUGGCAUUCAAUGUAUGUACAAUUUAUCUUCUCACAGGGUUUUUUUUUGUUAAGUGUAUAGGUACUUUAUUAAAUUAUAAAUAUUAGAGUAAAAAAUUGUAUACAAUUGCUAUGAAUAUAUAGAGCAUAGAGCUUAUACAUUUUGUAUAGACAUUGUUAUUUAUUAUACAUUUAUAUAAUAAUAAAAUACAAAUAAUAAUUGGUAUAACUUAGAUCAUUUGUUUUAUUUUGUCCAAGUCUUUUUUAUAUAGACUAGAUCAGCAGUUCCCAACCUUUUUAGUUUCGCGGACCACUAAUUUUGUAAAAAAAUAUUUGAGGCCCACCCAUAGCAUACCUAUAUACGUUUUCAUAAAAUUAUAAUAUAUAAUAUAUAUUAUAUACAUAUAUACAUGUAUAUAUAGUUAUUAGGAAUAAAAAAUUUUAAAAAUUAAAAAAAAAACUUAAUUCAACUUUAUCACAAGAUAAACAAUUUAAUGUGAUUUUUGACAUUGCUUGUUCUUCACGAGAAAGUCAAUAUCUGGAUUAAAACUUGUCAGUUUUAGUCUUAAAUCACUCUCAACAUUCAGUUUAUUCCUAUAUUUAUUUUUUAAAUAAAUUAAAGUAGAAAAAGCACGUUCACAUAAAUAAGUUGUCGAAAAGCCCAUCAAGUUUCUCAGUGCAAUUUUAGCGAUUGCUGGAUAGUCUUUCCGAACAUUUAACCAGAAUGGCACUAAUUGUAC
Molecule: messenger RNA, 2303 nt
Organism: Cinara cedri
Lineage: Eukaryota; Metazoa; Arthropoda; Insecta; Hemiptera; Aphididae
Source: the annotation of a GenBank genome assembly